This is a messenger RNA of Colletotrichum siamense, 930 nucleotides long. RefSeq lists its product as uncharacterized. The transcript has a single exon. NCBI's taxonomy places the organism in Eukaryota, Fungi, Ascomycota, Sordariomycetes, Glomerellales, Glomerellaceae. The record is from RefSeq and is a predicted model, not a curated record. The coding region runs from base 1 to 930 and encodes 309 amino acids.
AUGUCAAUCUCGUCGCAAGAAAUGAACGAAUCGUCCUAUUCCACCGGCAUGAUCACACCGACUUCACCAAGCAAUAUGACCGACAUUUACUUUCACCCUGAUAGCACUUUCUUUUCCAGCCAUAACCCCACGAACACUAAAGAAGACGAAGAUGCUUGCAUGGACAGUUCCCUCAAUCAGAACAACAAGGAUGAUGACUGUGGAAGGCCUCCAGUCAACCAGAGCCUGAGAAUCACACACGCGAACUACGCAAUGAUUCCCGAGUUCAACGUACGAUUUCUCUGGGUCAAUCAAGUUGAAGAAUCAUGGGCAGAGACCCAAAAGUCGUUACUGUGGGAGGCAAACCUGUAUGUACAAGCGCGAGAUGUUGGCCAGCUCAUGCAUGAAGGCUUCUAUCUCUCCACGGAUCAAGAGAUCAAAGGCACGGGCUGCAUCGCGCAGAAUGUCUGUCCCGGGGAGCCUAACUAUGGAGAUUGGAAGCAUACACGCCACUACAUUUUCAAGGACCCCGACAUGAAGUGGACUGCUCAUCUCCACGUUUGCGCCAGCCAGAUGGCCGAACUCGCUCGAUUCCGCCUUACGGAUCUGAAGCCUUCUAAGCUUGUCUUCAGCUGGGCCUACAACCCAGAGGGGUUUCAUGUCUAUGGAUACAGUCUAUUCAAUCCGAAAGACAAUUUCAACACGAUUUAUGAAGACGUGCCACUUGAGGGUAUCUGGCCGUGGCCCAAAGAGAAGCGAAUUCACCCAUCAAUUCCUGCGGGAACGCCUAGAGCCAACGACGACAUGAAUCAAAAAGGAAUGGGAAAUCCGUACCCAUUCGAAGCUUAUAAUGGAGUCCCCCCGUUGUUGCGACCCGGGUGGCAGCCCCAACCACAGCCCGGUUUUACAUACCUCUAUCCUCGCCCGGCCCCCUUUGUGCCCACAGAAUAG